AUAUACACACGCCUAUAUAUAUAUUAUAUACCUCCGCAUAGUGUGGGAUGUGGAUCCAAUAUAGGUAUGCAUAUUCAGUCGAUAUUUGAGAAUGGCUCCUCGACUGCUUUUAGCUGUUGUCCUGUUGGGUAGAAAGGAGACAUUUUUUUUGCAUCGUGAUUGAGUUUGAUUUUUGUUAAGUUUGCACAUUUUGGAGUUGUGAGUUUAGAUGCGAUGAUUAUACGCGAUUGCGGUUAUUAAGUAGAUUUUGGAGUCCCUGGGCUGAGUUAUGUACUGGCGAGGCUGGCACUUUAGCUGAUUGUUUUACAUAUACAGAAGCUUUUUAAGGGAGCGACUCCGAAAAAAUUUGUACAAAGCAUCUUUUGGAGUUGUACAUAAGAAGGGAAAUGUACAGAGAUAAUUCCUAACCUCUCAACUCAUACUUUUUAAAAAAAGCUUUUGCUAAUUCUUAUAAGAAACCUGCUUGUUUAAUGAAAUAAAAAUGGAGGAACUCAAUUAUCUGUGUAGACUGUGUGCCACUAAGAUGGGUAUUCUCAUGGGAUUACCUAUCUUUGAAGGUGGAGAGCAAAUGAGAAAUAUCGAUAAAAAGAUAGCCGCUUGUUUACCUGUUCAGAUAUCAAUGUCUGACCAAUUACCAAAGGUAAUAUGCAAUGAGUGCGCUUUCAAAGUUGAUGAACUUUAUGAUUUUCGAGAAAAAGUUUUACAAACGGAAGGCAUGUUUAUGGAGAUGUUAAAAACCAUAAGCAAGCAAGAUGUAAGUCCUCUAGAUAGUGUAACUCUUAAAGAAAUUCAAGAAGGUAUAGGUAGACUUACCAAUAGUAUUCAUGAUAUGCAGAAUACGAAUAUCUCAAGGCAUGAUGUGCAAAAUGGCAUUCACGCGAUUCCUGUUAUAAACAACAUUGGUCUUCCCAAUAGAGAGCAAGUUGUCACUCAAGAAGAAAUGAAUCGAGAAGAGACUGAUAUAGAAGUUGCAGGUUUUCAUUUAGAUGGCGAAACUGUGAGAAUGGUCAAUGAACAAAUGAGAGAGGUAUGUAAACAAGAAAUGGCAAUGCAGCUUGAAGGUGAUAUGACAGUCGAGAACCUCACCGUUGCUGGUCAUCUCAGUCAGCUAGACAUUAAUUACGUCACCUCGAUGACGUCAGCUGCCGACCACCAGUCACAAAAGGAAGAACAAAUAAGUGUGCAUUAUUGUGAUGAGAUCAAGUUCGAUGGCAUUGCUGCUAAGAAUCUGCAAGACAGGCUGGUUGCAGAGUCUGUCAGUACAGCUAACAGCUUCCCUUCGUCCAGAGCCGAAAGCGAAAUUGACGAUGGCUGUAACGGCAACGACAACCCACUCAAUAAUGCCGAAAGUUCUGCUCAUUCGUUUUCCCUGCCUUCGACGAGUCACGUGGAUGUUGGAGAUAAUACUGAUGGUAUCAUGGUGCAGUACACAAAGAGCACAAAAAAUGCGCUUUUAGAGAGCGCUUUGAAUAAUCCUACAAUUGAUGAGACUGAAUCACACUGGUAUGUCUGUCCAUUUUGCAACGAAGCCGCCUCAGAACCAAACAAUCUCGCCUUGCACUUUAACCAGCACUUCUGCGUUUGCCUAAACUGCGAGAUGUACUUCACAAGUAUUGAAGUUCUUAAUUUACAUAGUCAAGAUUGCAUAGAGAGCAAAAACACGAUUGAUGAGAUGAAGGAUUCUGAAGAACCAAAGGAACAACGAAAACGCCAGGCUGCAACGGAAAAGAAGCAACCGGGAUCUUCAAGACCUAAGUGGACGCCCAAGAUCUGCACACACUGUGGAAAACAGUAUCGAACAAAUUAUAAGCUUCAGGAACACAUGCGAAAGCAUACUGGUGAAAAACCUUACCCAUGCAUGCUCUGUGAAAAAGCUUUCCGCAGCAAAAUUGGCCUGGCACAGCAUACAGCCACCCAUACUGGCCAGUUUGACUAUAACUGCUCGACAUGUGGAAAGGGCUUCAGCUGCAAGAGCUACCUCAUUGUUCACCAGCGCGUGCACUCCGACGUUAAACCUUAUUCUUGUAAAACUUGCGGACAGAACUUCAAGACCAAGCAGUCUUUGCAAGACCACGAGAACCGGCAUAUGGGCGUUAAGCCUUAUAAAUGUGAGAUAUGUGGCAGGAGCUUCAUUACGAAAGGACUGUGCAAAAGCCAUCAAAAGAUUCACUCAGGAAUGGAUAAUAGGCAAUAUCCAUGCGUUGUCUGCAACAAGAUGUUCGUAAGCAAGAGCUAUCUGAAUACACAUCUGAGGAUUCACACUGGCGAAAAACCCUAUUUAUGCGAGGUGUGUGGUAAAGGUUUUCUUACAAGGGUCGAUCUUAAAAUCCACUCCACAAUGCACACGGGCGAGAAGAGUUUUAAGUGUGAUCUUUGUGGAAAGGUGUUCGCUCGUCGAUCAGCUCUUCGUUGUCAUCGACGAUCACAUACUGGUGAAAGACCCUAUAGAUGCGAAAUAUGCGGAAAAACCUUUACGCAGUUCAGUCCAAUGGCGAUACACAAGAGGCUGCAUACAGGUGAGCGACCUUAUGAGUGCGACGUGUGCAAUAAAGCCUUCGUCUCGAGGUCGACAAUGAUGUGCCACAGAAAGAAACAUAGUGCAGCUGAUCUAUCAGCGGCGCAACAGAAGGCGCAGAAAGAGGAAGUACAGCAAAAGGAGCCUGAGCUCACAGAAACGCAAGAAGCGAGCGUUGCUGCCUCUGUGGCAGCCGCAGAGUAAAUAGUGUGAGUUAAUUGUUGAAGCAAGUAAGAAUGUUGGAAGGAAGUCUUUUUUCAAAUGUGUUGAUUUUUUAAAUUAAAGCAUCAAAAAUUAUUUAAAUAAAAAAGUUUAGUUUUUUAAGAGAUUGCUAGAUAUAAUUACAAAUGUUGGUAAUUUGAUUUUCGUUUUAUUGUAUAUGAUUUUUAAUUUUUUUUUUAGUUAUUUAUACUGAGAGCUAUCUUUCAACAUACUUAAUUGCCAUUCUGCUUUUAAUACAUGUAUAUUUAAGGUAGGAUUUCCAAAUACUAUUUUUUUAAGAGAACGCAAAGCCCAAGAACACUUUGUUGAAAAAAGUGUGACUUGAUAUUUUUUGUAAAUUAUUGUUUCACUUCAUUGUUUUGAGAAGAGGUGGGUGAGAUGCAUUAAUAAUACGCUGUAGCGUAUAUUUUUUACUAAAAUGGAUAUUUAAACCGACUGAAAGUGCUGUAAUACACAAAAAAGGAAAGACAAACAAAGCAUUUAACUACUUUUGUACUUUGACAUUAAAAUGUAAAUAUAACAAAUCAUGAAAUAAAAUAUUGCAAAUCAUUAAAAAAUAAACAAAAUAACAAAACAAAUGUGCUGAGAUUUGCACUUAAUGUAUUUUGUACAUAGUAGCACUAGGUAAAGCACAGUUUUUUUUUUUCAUGUAAAAUAUUUCUUACAUAAAGUCGAAUGUUUUCGUCGUCGAAUACAUCACAUUGUAUAAUUUUGUUAAGCAACUAUUUUAUACAGUUAAUCUUGUAUGUAUUAAUACAUAUGCGAUCUCUUAUGUAUGAUUUUACUUUUAUUUCUAUGUAAUCGAUAUAUCGAUCGUCAUAAUAAAAAAACAUUCGUGAACUCAUAA
This is a messenger RNA of Nasonia vitripennis (jewel wasp), 3584 nucleotides long. Its product is annotated as zinc finger protein. Gene Ontology annotation, cellular component: nucleus. The transcript has 7 exons. The record is from RefSeq and is a predicted model, not a curated record. Bases 482 to 2719 code for a protein of 745 amino acids. Gene Ontology annotation, molecular function: zinc ion binding; RNA polymerase II transcription regulatory region sequence-specific DNA binding; DNA-binding transcription factor activity, RNA polymerase II-specific. Lineage: Eukaryota; Metazoa; Arthropoda; Insecta; Hymenoptera; Pteromalidae. Gene Ontology annotation, biological process: regulation of transcription by RNA polymerase II.